AUGGGACUUGGAACUUUUAUAGGGUUGCUUUCUAUAUUUCGACAGACAUGCUCUCGAAAAUCGCUACUAUCCGUUUUUCUUGCGCAGAUUGUGUUUUUUGUUUUGUCACAAUGUGAUGCAUAUUCGUUAGAACUUUAUACAAAGAAUAGUCUAUGA
Molecule: messenger RNA, 156 nt
Organism: Plasmopara halstedii
Lineage: Eukaryota; Oomycota; Peronosporomycetes; Peronosporales; Peronosporaceae
Exons: 2
Coding region: 1-156 (51 amino acids)
Source: RefSeq, a predicted model, not a curated record